AGGAAGCAAACCAACAGAGGACGCUCUGCCGGAUUCCUCAAAUAUUUUGUUCCUAAAAGGUCUCGUUAACUUGUCUUGUUUAACAAGGACAAGAGUUUCAACAGAAGACAAAACAUCAGAAAUGAGAUGACACAAGGCUGAAUUUACACGGUUUCUUUGGGAAUUUAGUGUGAGAGCAAAAAAAGAAUGUGCACUGAUGAGCUGUGCCCUUUGCAGGACAUCAUUUGUCACCAACCACUGUAUCCAGCCAUUCUGAGGAUUUUGGCUUCAGGUGUUAUAUUUUUUAUUACAUUAAGAAGUCAGUCGAAACUUUCAGUCUAUCUAAAUGGAAAAUGACUUCAGGUUUGGCAGAGGGCCUGCUACAGAUUCUGAAGAAACGGUGCACAUUCUGUUUUGAUAAUGUAGAUCAGCUCAGUGGAUUAAAUUCCACGUAGCUUAAGAUCCGGUCUUUCGUGAUUCUGGAGUUGCGUGUUUAAGGAAACUUUUUUUUUUAAGAGUCAAAAGGGAAACAACAUAAGUUUGUUCCUGAUGUUUGAGCUGCAUGGUUUCAUUUCUGCACAUAUUUACACAAAAGUGCCUUCAGUGUAUUUUACAACACUAAAGCCGGCAAAAAAAAGAGAAGCCAGGGAGCAGGUUGUUAGUUUAAUUGCAGAAUGUUGUUGUCUCACUGUUCAGAAAUGGUAUGUGAAACGUGCUCCGUGCAAUGUUACAUUUCAAGAAACCCAAAGCUAUAAAAGAAUGCACCACGUCUGUCAACUUUCAGAUUUAUUUGGAAGUCAACCCCCUCCCACCCACUCGAUCAGCCUGCAUUACAGCAUCCAGGUGCAGCGCUCGAGACUAGUGGGUGGACUCUGAAGGCAGAUGGGGGGGGGCUCAGGUUGAUAUACUACUACACCUCACCUGCAUGGGACAGAUAUCCAGAAGAAGCUUGACACCACUCCGCUCUGACAGCUGACCUCAACAGGUUGAUCAGGUUCAACAUCUGAAGAAACGCCAGCAUCAUGUCGGAUGAGGUGAACAAAAACGCAGUGUUUCGAACCACCAGGGUGCGGACUCAACUGAAAAAAGAUGGCUGUUGGAUCCAGAAGUCAAACACGGAGAAAGCAGGAGCAAGGAAAGGCCAUGAUGUGGAGACCUCCUCCGUCCCGCAGCAUACAUCCGUCCAGUCCAUAACCAAGAAGUUUGAGCCCCAAGCACCCACAGAAGAAAUGAUCCAAAAGAACAUCCAAUCAGAAGAAACAUUUGCCAACAUGACUGCAAAAAACAAGAAAGAAUAUGCUGCAGUUUACCAGUCAAAGGUUCAACCACUGCUGGCGGCUGCUGACGUCUCUGCAGAAGUUCAUGUUGCCAAACCAAUCCAAAUUCCUUCAACAGAGAGAAAACCAGAAGCAGUUUCUCUCGUGAAACCAGCUGAGCAGGCAGUUGCCAACACAACUACAGAAAACAAGGGAGAAAAAACUAAUAAAAUAGUGAACAAGUCAAACCUAGAACACAGUGAAGCCAAGGUCUCAGCUGAUGCUCAUGUGGACGAUCCUAAGGCAGAAACUUGUGUUGCUUCUGCAGUCAAACCUAAACCCAAAGAGGAACCUGCAACCAAACCAGAGCAGGACACUGCAACACAAUUGGAACAUGCAGGAGUACAAUCAACUGUGCAGCUUGCAGAGGGAAAUAUUGAGAAAGGUCCUCUAGAACAGGCUGCAGCAGAAAUUGUUAAAGCUAAAGCUGAGGUUGCUGUGGCGCCAUCACCUGAGAUAAGUGACGUUGUUGCAACACUGGUAAAAGAGGUUGUCCUUCAAGACAGCGCCAAAGCUGUCGCUGAGAUUGCGACAAAGUCUCCAUCGAACACAAAGGACCUGUUGGAGGCCACACCUGGAAACAAAGCCGUGCUAGAGGUUCGUGUGGAACCAGUGGCUGACUUAUUGGCAGAACCUGAAUCUGAGGGGCCCUCUCAACAAGCUACUGAAACUGCUCCAAAGGGGAAUUGUGAGAAAGGUCCUCCAGAACAGGCUGCAGCAGAAAUUGUUAAAGCUAAAGCUGAGGUUGCUGUGGCGCCAUCCCCUGAGAUAAGUGACGUUGUUAAUGCAAUACUUGUAAAAGAGGUUGUCCUUCAAGACAGCGCCAAAGCUGUCGCUGAGAUUGCGACAAAGUCUCCAUCGAACACGAAGGACCUGUUGGAGGCCACACCUGGAAACAAAGCCGCGCUAGAGGUUUGUGUGGAACCAGUGGCUGACUUAUUGGCAGAACCUGAAUCUGAGGGGCCCUCUCAACAAUCUACUGAAUCUGCACCAAAGGGGAAUUGUGAGAAAGGUCCUCCAGAACAGGCUGCUGGGGAAAGUGUUGAAGCUAAAGCUGAGGUUGCUGUAGAGUCAUCACCUGUGACACCCCCUGUGACUCGAGGUGCAGGUGAAAAGGCUCCACUUCCAGUCAAUCCAGACACUGCAUCUGAAUCACUUGCCACAGCUGCUGCUGAAACUUUAGUGAAGCCUGAAGCAUUUGGAGUCGAGGCAGGUUUGAAGACUGGAGCUGAAGAGGUGGUUGAGCAUGAAGUCCAGCCCGUGGAUAACGCCGUUAUCCAGCAAAGUGCUGAGCCAACAACUGAAAGAGCAGCAGAUCAUGUGAGGGAGCUUAUCAUCAAGGAUGCUUCUGAACCUGUGACAUCUUCAGAUGUUGAAGCUGUUGAGGAUAAGUUCACUUACAGACUCAAUGAACUGUCAAAAGCAUCAGAUGAGGAGCCACCGACAACUGAAAUGGCUCCGGAGCCCCUGAAGGAUCCGAAACGUUCUGAGGAGACCAAGCUGAACCAACACCCUGAUGAUACCAAUAGGAAUAGCAAUGUUUGUUCAUUAUGUGAGAAAAGAAUUGCUGGAAAGAUCAAGAUCUUCUUCAGUGAACCUGCGUGGACCUGCCACCCUGAAUGUCUAAAGUGUUGUGUGUGUACAAAGCCCCUGGGAGAUUUUCUGACUCCCAUGUUCUGGCAUGACCAAGGGGUCCAAUGUGACACCUGCUUUGCACAACCUCUCAACACCAAAACCUAAGCAGGCAGAAUAUGGCCCGGAGAAGACUCCUGCAGUUACUCUGUCCAUUUUUUAGG
Molecule: messenger RNA, 3091 nt
Organism: Pungitius pungitius (ninespine stickleback)
Lineage: Eukaryota; Metazoa; Chordata; Actinopteri; Perciformes; Gasterosteidae
Product: zinc finger protein 185
Exons: 7
Coding region: 1002-3035 (677 amino acids)
Source: RefSeq, a predicted model, not a curated record